CCCACCUGCAGAUAAAAGCCAAACCCUCACCAGGGCUGCUGUUCAGCGUCCGUCCCGAACUCCUCAAAGCUGUGUGAGACUUUCAGCCUGCAACAACAGUAGCACACACAGACAGAGGGCCCAGCAGGACUGCAGCUAACACCUGGCUGAAUCCUGUGCAUGGCCACCGUCCCACUCAUGCCCUGGAAACGACCCAGAGAGGCAGCGUAAGGUAGAGGAGAAACCAGGCGGAGGAGGAGCAGACCAGAGGGAGCGAGGACCUUCAGUUUGAGAGGAGAAAAUACAUGAAAAAGAUGGCAGCUCUACCCCUCCGCUCUCUCUGUCUACUCAUCACAGUUUACCACCUGUGUUUCUUACACCUGGUCCACGGGGGGGCGUACUAUCCACACAAACAGCAGCCGCCUCCACAGCACCAGCCCCUGCCUCAGUACAAUGAUGGGUAUCCUCCUCAGCAGCAGUUCAUGGGGAACGAGAUGCCUCACCUGCCUUAUGGGCAGGAGGGACCAGUACUGCCUCAGUAUGGCAAAGAGCUUCCUCAGCUGCCUCUGCACAUGGGCAAAGAGAGACCUCUGACCGACAGCAAAGGACAGACAUUUCCCAGAGGAGCUAAGGGUCCACCUCCUCUUAUUCCUGGUGGAGAAGGUCUCAGAGAAGGACCACAAGGUAUUCAGGGGCCUCCAGGACCAACAGGACCUCCAGGACCUCAAGGCCCCUCUGGGCUUCCAGGCCAGGGGUUACCAGGGCUCCCAGGAAAGCCAGGGCCUCCUGGACCUCAAGGCUACCCAGGAAUUGGGAAACCUGGCAUGCCAGGAUUACCUGGAAAACCUGGAGGACCAGGAUUAACAGGACCACAAGGUGACCUCGGCCCUACUGGAGGUGAAGGACCAACUGGGCUCCGGGGGCCAGCAGGGCUUCCAGGUCCCCCUGGACUUCCUGGAAUUUCAAAACCAGGUGGUCAAGGGCUGCCUGGACAGACAGGUCAUUUUGGGGAGCCUGGCCAAAAAGGUCUACCUGGCUUUCCUGGUGCUCCAGGAACCAAGGGAGAUAAAGGAGUUGGUCUACCAGGUUUGCCAGGUUUGAAAGGACCUAGUGGACCACCAGGUCCACCUGGAAAUGCAGGAAUCCCUGGGAUUGGUAAAGCUGGCAUGAAUGGUCUCCCCGGACAGCCAGGAAUACCAGGUAAGCCUGGUCCUUCUGGAGAACCUGGAAUGGCAGGGUCACCUGGUGAAAGAGGGCCACCAGGCCAAUCAGGCUUACCAGGAAUUGUGAAACCAGGAAAAGAUGGUAUCAGAGGGCAACCUGGCAUGGCUGGAGGAAAAGGGGAAACAGGCCCUCCUGGUUUACCUGGGGGUCCAGGCCUGCCAGGCUAUGGUAAACCAGGGUUUCCGGGACCUAAGGGUCACAAAGGUCAUGCUGGUCUCCAUGGACCUCCGGGACUAAAAGGUGAUAAAGGUCAUGGAGGUCUUCCAGGGGUCAUCGGCUCCACUGGUCCUAGUGGUAUACCUGGCCCACCAGGACCAAUAGGACCUCCAGGUGGCUUUGGCUUCCCUGGGCAAAAGGGAGAGGAUGGUGCUGGGGGACAAAAAGGAUAUCCUGGAAAGAAGGGGGACUUUGGUCCUCCGGGUCUUCCAGGACAACCAGGUAUGUCAGGAGAUUCCGGACAACCAGGAACAAGAGGUUUUCAAGGGCCUAUUGGCCCCAAAGGAGAAAAUGGUAUGAGAGGUUUGCCAGGUGCCCCUGGUGGUGGAGGAAUACCUGGACCAAGAGGAGAGGGGGGACAACCUGGUGAGCAAGGCCACCAAGGGCCACAGGGUAUUCCAGGGAUCACAGGACCAGGAGGACCAAUUGGACCUCCUGGUCUGCCUGGGCCUAAAGGUGAAACCGGCUUACCUGGUAAAUCUGGAUAUCCUGGGGAGGGAAAGCCAGGACAACCUGGUCAUAUUGGUCCUCAAGGUAACCCUGGUCUUAGUGGCCCUGCUGGACUUCAAGGGCAACCAGGACAACCUGGGCCACCUGGUCCUCCAGGACUUCCUGCUGCAUCUCCUGACCUCGGACAGAUCCUUCCUGUGUCCGGCCCAUACAGCGGUCAAAAACAAGGCUGGAAGAAGAAUGGAGGAGAGAUCAGUGGAAACGCUCUGGAGAUGCCUUCGUUCACAGCCAAGCUCACAAACCCGUUCCCUCCUGUCGGCUCUCCCGUCGUCUUUGACAAACUUCUACACAACGGCAACCAGGACUACAAUCCCCAGACUGGUAUUUUCACCUGCAGCGUACCAGGGGUCUACUACUUUGCUUACCAUGUCCACUGCAAAGGAGGCAACGUGUGGGUGGCACUGAUGAAGAACAAUGAGCCGGUGAUGUACACGUACGAUGAGUACAAGAAGGGCUUGCUGGAUCAGGCAUCAGGGAGUGCUGUACUCCCACUGAGACAAGGAGACACUGUGCAUAUACAGCUGCCCUCUGACCAGGCUGCAGGACUCUAUGCUGGUCAAUAUGUUCACUCCACAUUCUCCGGAUACUUACUGUACCCGAUGUAAGAGAAGUUCAAACAAAGGGCAACAGUACUGUCCAUUUGAUGGUACAUUUGAACAGUCCGGCUAAAGGUUUACAAAAAGUGAAGGCACCAUGUAGUUGCAGCAUAUUUCAUUUAUCUCUAAUACUGGCAUUACAACUCAUAUUGACAUAAAUCAAUGGAGUCCUAGAGAAUCAGUGUGAGCAGUUGAAGUACAGUGUACAAAAACUGUGAUUACAUAUCUGGUCAUUGGCGGGACAUCAGAGUUUGUUGUGCAGGUUCAACCAAAUAUCUCAGUUCUCAUAAUUUGUGUAUAUUUACAUCGGACAUUUACUCUUAUAUUCAUCCACACACAAUGUAUCAGUGUCUAUAACAUGGCUGGAAAACCCCUGGAAAGUCCUUUAUGUUGCAGAGCUGUAAUCACUUUUCAUUUUUCUUUUUUUGCUUUACAGGUCUUGACUGUUUCCCGGCAUAUGAGAACAUAUUUGUGUCAUCGUACAAGACAUUUACUCAUAGUUAAAAGUACACAAUUGGGGGUUUCUUAAAGGGGUCAACUUACAUUUAAUAAGUUAUUAUAAGUCUUUUCAUGUUUAUUUAAAAUGUUGCUUUUUUGAUCAUCAUUUCAUAUCAAUACGUUUAAACUGAACGCCAAAAACAUUCCAUUUUGUGUUUCAUGAAAUGUCUUUGAUUUACAGCAAAGUAUUUGUUUGGGUCAUGAUAUGCUGUGCAGUUGACCUUUAGGGUUCAGUGCAGAACAGAAAAAAUACUUGACGGUUUACCUUCAAUUAGGCAGUCUAACUACCUUUUGAUUCUUGUCUUUGACCAAAAUUUUUGUGAUAAAUUUGAGGAAAGUUUUUGUAAUUUUGUCAGUUUUCUCUCUAACUUAUUUUUUGACUACUGAUUGUUUCAGAUUGUCUGUAUUUCUGUGUAUUGAACUCAUUCUGACAAACAGAAUGCCACCAAACCUGUUCUGAUGCAAAAGGAAAAACUAAAAAAAAUGUCCAAGAUAUGACCACGCUCAUCCCCAAUAUGUCACUUUCCCAUUUUGUACAUUAUUUUCUCAAGAUUGGAUGUGCAAUGUUUCUUUCUUAUGUUUUCUUUACUUUGGACAAAGGUGCACAGCAUUAAAUACUAAACUGUGCCUAGUAUUGUGAGAUUGUUUGUAUGUUUAAUAAAAAAUAUUUGUCUCAA
Molecule: messenger RNA, 3700 nt
Organism: Notolabrus celidotus (New Zealand spotty)
Lineage: Eukaryota; Metazoa; Chordata; Actinopteri; Labriformes; Labridae
Product: collagen alpha-1(VIII) chain-like
Exons: 4
Coding region: 285-2534 (749 amino acids)
Molecular function (GO): protein binding
Source: RefSeq, a predicted model, not a curated record